AUGCCGCUCAAAGACGUGGCCGCUUUCUACGCAAGCUCAAUCAAACCUCCGAGUACCUGGGUCGCAGUUUCGGGCAUCUCAGCCCUAACUGCAGCAUAUUUCGCGUCCGUGUGCAUUUACAAUCUCUUCUUUCACCCUCUUGCCAAGUAUCCGGGCCCUCGCCUCGCUGCUGGAACCCCUUUAUGGCUCGUAUCGGCUAUCAUUGGAGGCAGACAGCCCGACGAUACUCUCAAGCUGCACGAGAAGUAUGGGCCCGUCGUCCGAACCUCUCCGAAUGGUCUGUCUUACAGCGACACUCCUCAAUGGAAGGAAAUCUACACACCCAAGGCGGGGCAGCUCGAGUUUGCGAAGGACCAGAAAUUCUUCGCCGGAUUCCGGGGCAGGCACCUUAUUCUCAACGCCGACAGACGUUACCAUCCUUUCAUCCGUAAACUACUUGCACCCGGCUUUUCUGAGAAAGCUAUGAGAGAGCAAGAGGGAGUGCUGAAAGAAUUUGUCGACCUCAUGUUUCGGAGAGUGCAGGAAGACGGACAGAAUGGCACGCAGCCAGUGGAUAUCCUGAAGUGGUUCAACAUGUUCCUGUCUUUGGCCAAGUUCUUCGCUUACUACCAAGCGAUCUCUUACUUGCCACUCCUGCUUCGUUUCCCGGUAGGGCUGUGGUUGUUUCCACUCAAGGUCCUCUCGGAUGCUAAGACCCUGACACGGCUUCAGGAGCCGACGGUGCCGGACUUUAUGGACAAAAUGAUUGCGGCCUACAAGUCAGGCAAGAUGUCUUAUGACCAACUGGAGGGUAAUUCGCAGCUUCUGAUUGCCGGCGGAAGCGAGACAACCUCUACUCAUUUGGCAGGUCUCGUUUGGCUCCUUAUGACUAACCCCCGGGUCUUGGAGAAAUUGUCCGCUGAGAUCCGCACGGCCUUCGCGCACGAGGGUGAAAUCACUUUCGCUGGCGUCAACGACUGCAAAUAUCUCCUAGCUUGUAUCGAGGAAGGUCUUCGUAUCUACCCGCCGUCACCUCAAGCACAUAAUCGCAUCGUACCUCCCGGUGGUGCUACCAUCGACGGCGAGUUCAUCCCGGAAGGUGUGUCUGUUGGUGUACAUAUAUAUGUUGCAAACAGAAGUACUGCCAAUUGGACCCGUCCGGACGAAUUUAUCCCCGAGCGCUGGCUGGGAAAAGAUCCCGAAUUUGCUGGCGAUAAGCGAGACGCUUCUCAACCUUUCCUGUUGGGCCCGCGGAUGUGCGUUGGAAGAAACCUGGCCUACGCCGAGAUCAAGGUUAUCAUUGCUCGGCUCGUCUGCCAGUUCGACAUCGAAAAUGUGACAAAAGAAGACUGGAUGGAUCAGAAAGUUUUCAUGGCUUGGGAGAAAAUGCCAUUGUGGAUCAAGUUGCAUCCUGUUCGGAGGUAA
Messenger RNA from Colletotrichum chrysophilum, 1404 nucleotides. RefSeq lists its product as uncharacterized. The coding region runs from base 1 to 1404 and encodes 467 amino acids. Gene Ontology annotation, molecular function: oxidoreductase activity, acting on paired donors, with incorporation or reduction of molecular oxygen; heme binding; monooxygenase activity. The transcript has 5 exons. NCBI's taxonomy places the organism in Eukaryota, Fungi, Ascomycota, Sordariomycetes, Glomerellales, Glomerellaceae. The record is from RefSeq and is a predicted model, not a curated record.